AUGAAUCUUGAGGCUAAAAGACUGAGUUCUGUCACAGAAUUACCAAAUGCUCACAACAUUUCCAGUUAUUCCGGGUUUUUAACAGUAAAUAAAAAACUCAAUAAUAAUCUAUUCUUCUGGUUCUUCCCAGCUUUGAAUAACGAUAAGACAGCGCCUGUGAUUCUAUGGCUUCAGGGGGGACCGGGAUGUUCAUCAAUGCUCGGCCUGUUCACAGAAAUGGGACCCUUCAAACUGGACGAUAAACUCAAUUUGGUGGCCAAUAAGUACUCGUGGUCUCAAAACUAUUCAGUUUUAUAUAUCGAUAGUCCGGUGGGAACCGGAUUUAGUUACACAACUGAUGCCAUGGGUUUCGCAACCAAUGAGCAGAAUGUGGCCGAAGAUCUCUAUAACGCUUUGCAACAGUUUUUCAAACUAUUCGCUGAAUAUAAAAACAACGAGUUUUAUGUGACGGGAGAGUCAUAUGCGGGAAAGUAUGUGCCGGCGAUUGGAUUCAAAUUACACCAAAUGUCGGCCACUUCUGGCAUCAACUUCAAGGGUAUAUCCAUUGGGAACGGAUGGAUAGAUCCGCUGUCAAUGUUAGACGUCGGCUCCUAUUUAUAUCAAACGGGACUCAUCGACAAAACACAAUUAAAUCAUUUCUAUGACAUACAAAACAAAACCGCAGUUGACAUCAAACAAAAUAAAUAUCGCGAGGCUUUUGACCUUUUUGACCAACUCCUUGGCGGAGAUGUGACGAGUGAAUCGUAUUUUACAAAAGUUACCGGUUUUCACUAUUAUCUCAAUAUUUUGCAAAGUAAUGAACCGAAAGGUGCCGACGAUUUUGCAAAGUUUUUAAACUUAAACACCACUCAAGAGGCCAUACAUGUGGGCUGUACUGCAUAUUCGUCGACAAACACAACAGUUUUUACUUCUCUAACCGAAGAUGAAUUUUCUUCAGUCAAGCCCUGGUUUACAACACUUAUCGAUAAUUAUAAAGUACUCAUAUAUAGCGGUCAAUUGGAUAUUAUCGUUGCCACGACUCUCACCGAGAAUUUUCUUCAAAGUUUAGAGUGGAAACAUUCAAAAGAGUAUUCAAAGGCCAACCGAUUGGUCUGGAAGUUAGAUAAGGGAGACACAGAAGUGACCGGUUAUGUGAAACGUGUGGCAAACUUUACCGAAGUUAUAGUCCGAAAUGCUGGACAUAUGGUGCCUACGGAUCAGCCCAGGGCUGCGCUCUCUAUGAUUGAUAAUUUUAUUAGAGACUUACCAUUUGAAUAACUUUUUAAAGUUAUAAACUAUUUAUAAGUCAAUAAAACAUGAAUGAACAUUUAAA
Molecule: messenger RNA, 1312 nt
Organism: Medioppia subpectinata
Lineage: Eukaryota; Metazoa; Arthropoda; Arachnida; Sarcoptiformes; Oppiidae
Source: the annotation of a GenBank genome assembly